UCAUACAAAACGACACCGUAUGCAGCCCCAGCGGCCAUCCCCAUUUUAAUUCCCCUUCUACAAACUUUUUUCAAAUCUCAGAAAUUUGGCGCCUCUACAAAUUCACCGUGUUUCUCACUCUACGGAAAAUCACCCACAAACAGAUCGCAAAUUCCGAAGAGAAAAAUUGAGAGAUGAGGAGAAGAGCAACGAAGAAAUCAUCAGCAGCCAAUUUUCUAGCGUCACCUCCCCCACCGCCGUCGGCUACAGCAGCGGCGACCAGGAGCCCCACUCCAUCACCGGCCGAGUCUCCCGCGGCAAAGUUCGAUUUCGAUCUGAAUGGAUUCGCUGACAUCGCUGCGUCACUGAAGAAGAAGAGCAACAAAAAUGGCGGCGCAGGCGCAUCAGGUUCGAAGAGGAUGCAGCCUACUCGAUUCUCCACGUCACCGCCGCCGCAGCGGUCGCUCAAAAGUUUAAACACGAUUUCGGAUCUGAAAGAUCUGGCGUCCUCUAACCUGGAAUCGGUCAAGCUCCAGCUGGAAAGAUCUCAUUCAGAGAUUUUGAAGGAUGUUGAUGCGUCUCAGUGUCGCCUUCAGAAGCGCCUCAAGAUACAGAGUCAAGCAUGUGAGCAAGUAAUGAACGAGGCAGAAAAAGAAUAUAAGAAGAUGUCUGAUCGUAUCGAAGAAGGUAGAGAAGCAAUGAAGGCUUCAUAUACAGAGUUUAUAGCAGAAGCACAAGCCACUGCAUCUCGCCUUCUCAAAACAUCUAUUCCCGAGCUUGCAAAAACUUCUGAGAAAGGCAUUGCUUCACUUCAGAGCCGUUUUGGCAUCCCAUCGACUGCAGCUUGACAUACUAUCUGAAAGUUCCUAGGAUUGAAAUGCACAAUUUGCUGGAUAAGUCUGUUGCAGCAACUUAAAGCUUCUCUACUUGCAAGGCUGACUCAGUUAAACUGCUUUCAUUCCUUUCUAUGGUAAAAAAACUUCCUGCUUUUUUUUUCUUCUU
Molecule: messenger RNA, 981 nt
Organism: Erythranthe guttata (spotted monkey flower)
Lineage: Eukaryota; Viridiplantae; Streptophyta; Magnoliopsida; Lamiales; Phrymaceae
Source: RefSeq, a predicted model, not a curated record